AUGCAGUCUCUGUUCUCUGUUCUCCCUGAGGGAGUAUUCAUAUUCCUGUACGCUGACGACAUAGUAUUGCUUGUGACCGGGAAAACGAUCGGCAGAAUUCGAAUCAAGCUGCAGGCGGCCGUUAACGCUGUACGCCAGUGGGCGUUGUCCGUUGGUUUUCGGAUCUCCAUCAGUAAAAGCUUUAUCUCCCAUUGUUGCACCUCUCACCAUCGGGCAUACGAUAGGCCAAUACGUAUAGACGAUACCGUUAUCCCGUUUCGUAAAGAACCCAGGAUACUUGGUAUCACACUGGAUCGAAUGCUUACUUUCAUGCCACAUUUCCGCAAACUCAAGAAAGAUUGCGAGAGUCGAAAAAGACUGACCCGCACUAUUUGCACACGACACCCGAAAUGCAACCGACAAUUAGCCCUAAAUAUCAGCAACUCGCUCAUCAACAGCCGUCUUUAUUACGGCAUCGAAAUUACGUGCCGUAACAUCCCGGGAAUGAUCAACAUUCUUGCACCGCUCUUCCAUGGAUCCAUCCGUGCCGCAUCAAACUUACUCCCCAGCACACCGGCAGAAAGUGCCUGUAUGGAGGCCGGCGUCCUUCCAUUCCGCUGGACGAUAGCCUUGGUGGCACUACGGCGGGCACUCGGCUUCUUAGAGAGAACCUCCGGAGAAGAAGACUGUAGUAUUUUGCGAACUGCUAAGGCCAUCCACGAAGAAUUCUCUACAUUUCCUUUACCUCCGCUGGCUCGCCUUCAUUGGGUAUGGCACCGACCAUGGAAUAUCAGACCCCCCAACAUCGACACUACUCUUGCCCGAUCCGUCGGAGCGGGAGCGGCCCCCGAAAUUGCUCGGGCCGCAUACUACCAGCUCAUCGAUCGCUGCUUUUCGAACCACGUCAAACUUUUUACUGACGGAUCUAAGACGGACAGGAACGUCGGAGUGGGUGUGAGUGGCAUCGGAGCUGGCCUCGCAUUCCACUUACCGCCGACAUGCUCUGUAUUUUCAGCCGAAGCUGCUGCGAUAGCAUUGGCUUUAUCAAGGAAACCAGAAGGAAUUGCAACAGUCAUCUGCUCUGACUCACUCUCGGUGAUAUCGGCAUUGGAAUCUGGAGAAUCUCGUCACCCUUUCGUGCAGGCGAUAGAAAUGUACGACGACCCAUUAACCACUAUUUGCUGGAUACCCGGUCAUAGUGGGAUUUCUGGUAAUGAAGACGCCGAUAACCUUGCCGCACUAGGUCGUACCGCAAGAAGAGCUCUAACCAAGGAGGUUCCGAAACUAGACAUCAUCCGAGCCUUCAAACAAAGCGUCUUACUUGAUUUUCAGAGGCAGUGGAGAAACUCACACGGCUACCUCCACAAAGUGAAAGACACAGUACAAAAAUGGGUGGACCGUGACAACAGGAACGAGCAACGAAUACUUUCCAGACUGAGGGUGGGACAUACUAGGAUUAGCCAUGCCCAUAACCUAUCCCGAACCGAGCCCACUAUAUGCAACACAUGCAAUACAAGACUGACCAUUGAACACCUGCUUGUCAAUUGCAUCGAACUCGCUGAUCUUCGUCGAGCCCAUAACCUACCUACCUGCAUCAAAGAUGUGUUGGCUAACGACCCAACGAGAGAGGAGGCCAUACUGCUCUUCCUCAAAGACGCCAAAAUAUACAAUACCGUCUAA
This is a messenger RNA of Topomyia yanbarensis, 1659 nucleotides long. RefSeq lists its product as uncharacterized. NCBI's taxonomy places the organism in Eukaryota, Metazoa, Arthropoda, Insecta, Diptera, Culicidae. Gene Ontology annotation, molecular function: nucleic acid binding; RNA-DNA hybrid ribonuclease activity. The coding region runs from base 1 to 1659 and encodes 552 amino acids. The transcript has a single exon. The record is from RefSeq and is a predicted model, not a curated record.